Molecule: messenger RNA, 122 nt
Organism: Racocetra fulgida
Lineage: Eukaryota; Fungi; Glomeromycota; Glomeromycetes; Diversisporales; Gigasporaceae
Source: the annotation of a GenBank genome assembly
UAUCAAGAAUAAUGUUCAACUAAACCCUAGAUGGUUAUCAAUGGAUAAAUGGGACCCUUAUUUGACAGCAACCAGAAAACAUUUUCCUAAUACGCAGAUAGUUUUAUGCGACUGGCAUGAAG